Quercus robur (English oak) is the source of this 552-nucleotide messenger RNA. RefSeq lists its product as uncharacterized. Lineage: Eukaryota; Viridiplantae; Streptophyta; Magnoliopsida; Fagales; Fagaceae. The record is from RefSeq and is a predicted model, not a curated record. The transcript has a single exon. Bases 1 to 552 code for a protein of 183 amino acids.
AUGGCGAUGAGAUGGUUUGAUAGCCUCAAGCCAAACUCCAUAAAUUCUUUUAAACAGCUAACACAAGCUUUCGGUUCUCGCUUCAUAACGAGCAGCAGGGUUCCUCGGCCCCUAGACUCCCUCCUGUCCUUGUUUGUGCGAGAAGGAGAGACCCUGAAGGCGUACUCGAACAGGUAUUGGGAAAUGUAUAACGAGAUAGAGGGAAAUUACGAUGACGUCGCCAUCAGCACAUUCAAGAGAGGCCUGCCGAUAGAGCACGGUUUAAGGAAAUCCCUAACUGGGAAACCGGUCACCAGCGUGCGCCAACUCAUAGACCGAAUCGACAAGUACAAGAAAGUCGAAGAGGACCAACAGACUGGAAAGGGCAAAGCGAAGGUUGUCCCUCAGGAGAGGAAGGACUUCAGGUCAGAUUGCUUUAACAACAAUAACCGGCCGAGAAGGGAUUACACGAAGCAGCCUGGAUCCACCGGGGCACAGGCAGUCCAUGUUGUGUUCCGAGAACCACUACAUAAGAUCCUAGAGAAAGUGAAGAACGAACCAUUCUUUCAAUGA